GUCUGCUGAAUUAUAAGUUCCUUGAUGUAUGAUAUGGUGUUUGAUGGAGGUGGAAGUCAAGGUUAAUGGAUGAGCCACGGUAUGACAUUUUAUCUUCACAGGAUACGGAACAUGUUGCUUCAGCUCAUAAACCGGGCCACGGAUGAAAUGACUGUCAGCUCCUCUGAGACAGCCAUGGCAAGUGGUGCUGAAACAGAGUUGGAAGACGAAGCAGGAAGCAACGACAUGGAGCAGUUGCUGGAGUCUAGGUGUGAUGAUGGGGUAGAUGGCCAUGUUAUGUCAACGAUACAACAUCUGCGCCUGUCACCGGACCUUCACGUGCCAGACAGAUACAACCACUUCACAAUUCACAAACAGACCUCAUACAGACAGUUCCUCAGGUACAGGCAACAGCUCAUCCAGUGAUGAGGAUUCCGAAAAGGAAACUUUUCCACACACAAAUGGUCUCCCUGUGCCAGAGGGAGAUACCAAUGUCAUGAACACAGAGGAUGAUAAUGGAAAAGAUUUUUUAACAGUUGUCAGUUUGGAAGUUCCUGUUCUAAAAACUCACCGAUCAGUUUCUGUGGAUACUGGUACUGCUAAAGGAAAAACAGGCUACAGUCCUACUAGCUCCCCCAAAGAGGGGCGGAGGGCCUCCUUUGAUGUAUCAUACCUGAAAAAAUCCAAUUCUUUGAGUCCAACUGGCUCAAACGAGUCCCUUAAAGAUGUCAGUGCAGAGGGGAAAAGGAUGGCUUUCAGGAAAGCUAUUGCAAGGGGUGGUUAUGGAAGCCAUUACUUGCAUCCAUCCCAUGCAGAAAAUGGUUACCACAAAUACGAACCCAGGAGCACUGUUGAUUGGACAGAAAAUGCCAUUAAAGGUGACCACCUGUGGAUUGAAACCAAUGCCUCUGGGGAUUACUGCUACAUAGGAGAGGCCGAGUGUCAGAAGGCAGGACCCAGAAAAAAAUGUGCAGCUUGUAAAAUUGUAGUACACACUGGCUGCAUGACCCAUUUAGAGAGGAUUCACUUUGGAUGCAAACCAACAUUCAGGGAAGCAGGAGUCAGGAACUACAGAGAUCAAACAUUUGUCAGACAUCACUGGGUUCAUAGGAGAAGACAAGAAGGAAAAUGUAAACAAUGUGGAAAGUCCUUCCAGAAUAAAUUUGGGUUCCAUAGCAAGGAAAUCAUUGCCAUUUCUUGCUCUUGGUGUAAGGCUGCAUACCAUAACAAAAUCACGUGUUUCAUGAUGCAGCAGUUGGAGGAGCAGUGCACUCUGGGAAGUCAUGCGGGUAUCAUCAUUCCACCGUCUUGGAUCAUAAAAAUACCCAAAAAGGGCUCAUUUAAAUCAUCUAUAAAAAAGAAGCGAAGGGGUUCAGCAAAACGAAGAAAAAGCAAAGAAGCUGACUCAAAACCCUUCAUUGUCAAGCCCAUUCCAUCCCCACACAUGAAACCACUACUUGUCUUCAUCAACCCAAAGUCUGGAGGCAACCAGGGGGCAAAAAUCAUGCAUAAAUUAUACUGGCUGCUAAAUCCAAGACAAGUGUUUGACUUAUCCAGAGGUGGGCCACGCAUGGGAUUAGAAUUAUUUAAAAAGGUGCCAAAUUUGCGCAUUCUGGCUUGUGGCGGUGACGGCACAGCAGGUUGGGUUCUCUCAGCUCUGGACACCCUGGGUAUUAACCCCCUUCCACCAGUUGCAAUACUACCCCUGGGUACAGGAAAUGACUUGGCUAGAACACUGGGCUGGGGUGGAGGUUAUACAGAUGAGCCCCUGUCCAAGAUAUUGUCUGCUGUGGAAGAGGGACAGGUGGUGGAGCUGGACAGGUGGAAUCUUAAGGUGCAAAAUCUUGCUGUGUCAGAGCCAGUAGAUACACUGGAUGAGAAAGAGGAGAAGGGGGAGCCCACCCUCCCUCUUGAUGUCAUGAAUAGUUAUUUUAGUCUAGGAGCAGAUGCACAUGUGGCCUUAGAAUUCCAUGAAAGCAGAGAAGCAAACCCUGAAAAAUUCAACAAUAGGUUCAAAAAUAAGAUGUUCUAUGCAGGAGCUGGCGGUAGGGACCUAUUGAGAAGAAGCUGGAAGGAUUUAGCUGAACAUGUUAAAGUUGAGGGAGAUGGUAUUGAUCUGACUUCAAAGAUCAAAGAGAUGAGACUUCAUUGCCUUUUAUUCCUGAACAUCCCUAAAUAUGGUGCUGGCACGAGUCCAUGGGGAAGUUCGGGUUCAACAUUUGAUCCCCAAAGACAUGAUGAUGGUUACUUAGAAGUGAUAGGUUUUACAACAGCCUCUUUGGCUGCACUACAAGUGGGUGGACAUGGUGAGCGCAUAGCUCAGUGCAAGGAAGUCCACCUCACUACCUAUAAAACCAUUCCUAUGCAAGUGGACGGUGAACCGUGCCGUCUGCUGCCCUCAGUGAUAGAAAUCUCCCUCCGUAACCAAGCAAAUAUGAUACAGAAGCCCAAACGAAGAGGAUCAGUGCCUAUCCUGAAUGAUCCUGGCCUUGCCAUUUUCAGUCCUCCUUCUGCCCAAAGAUUGCGUCUGCAGGCCAGCCGCAUAAGUAUGGCCGACUACGAGGCUCUUCAUUAUGAUAAAGAAAAACUCAAGGCUGCAUCCAUUCCAUUAGGAAUAAUUGUUGUAGAGAAUGAUUCAGAUCUGGAAGUUGUUAGGAAUCGAAUUAAUCAUUUGCAAGAGGACAACCUUGGAGUGUCGAACUCUGCCAUUACUCAGAAACUAUCCCCAAACUGGUGCUUUCUAGAUUCAACGACAGCAGAACGUUUCUUUCGAAUUGAUCGCUCGCAGGAACAUUUGCAUUACAUCACGGACAUUUCCUCGGAGGAUCUGUACAUCCUGGACCCUGAUCUGCUUGUGCCUAGUGGCUUGAAUCCACAGGACAGCCCUUGGCAGAUGGUGGCAAGCAGAGAGAAAGGUUACGAAGCAGCAGUCACGGAUGUCCCAGAUGGUGCCGCAGAGGGCAAGUUAGACCAUCUUAACCUUGUGUUCAGUAUGCCAGUCACUCCUCCCAGGUCACCAGGCUGUAUGCUUGGACCAGAAAGCCGAGACAAUUCCCUCCUGCCCCAUUCUCCCACAUCUAGUAACAGUUUACUCUACAAUCUAGAUGUUUGUGCCUUGUGUAAGAUCUCAGCAGGCGUAGUGCAUGAUGUAGUGGAGUCUGGCGCAGCAGCUGGAGCCUUAAUAAGAAGGUCUUUCCCUACCACUCCCAUAACUCCAGUUAGUAGUAAUGAGUUAUUCCUGAAAGAGUUUAUGAGCAAGAUACAGCAAAGACGACGCUCUGAACCAGGCACCCCCAAUUCCAGUGCUGAAGAGAGAAAGUCCAGCUUCCAGGCUGUUGCUCCAGUAACUUCUGAUGCUUCGCUGACAAUACCAGUAGCCGCAAAACAGACAGUAACAGUGCCCACAGAUAAAAUGCUGAUAGAUUCAUCUAAAAGAGGAGAUUUAGUCAGGAUAAUGGAGCUUCAUCGUGGAGGUGCAAACCUGUUAGCAACUGAUCAGUAUGGCAUGACUGCAUUACAUCAUGCAUCACGUUUCGGGCAUAAAGAGGUUGUCAAGUUCCUCAUAGAGAAUGCACCACCUGUCAUUUUAGAUAUUGUGGAUCUAGAAAAAGGCCAGACGGCCCUCCACAAGGCUGCCUGGUAUCAGCGUCGCACCAUCUGCUGUAUGUUGGUGGCAGCAGGGGCAUCACUCACUAAGAAGGACUACCAGGGCAAUACUCCCAGGUUACAAGCUCUAAAAGCAGAAGACAUGGAGCUGGCUGCUUACUUAGAGAGCCAGGAACAUUUUCAGCUGGUUGUGUCUGAAGAUCACGAGACUGCAGUGUAACAGUGUUGUUUUGCAAGGAGUUCAUAGCAUUUGGUUAUUGGGGUUUAGCUUCAAACAUUGUGAAUUUGUUCAUCAUAAGAAGUGAUUUUGAGUUGAAAAACUUUCAGACUCGGUAGUACUUCAUGAUAUAUUUAUUGGAAAGGACUACCAGACAAAGAUUUUGCAGAAAAUGUUUAUCCUAAGAAAUGUUUUAUAGAGUAAAAGAAAAUGAAAUUAUGGCUUUUACUAAAAGGGACAAAUUAAGUUGUGAGAGGAAGAUGCAAGAAACAUUUUAAAAUGAGAAAAUUCUGUAAUGUGGUCCUAACCUUCGUAUUGUGAAAGAGAAACAGUACGCGUGUGUGAGUUUUUUGAAAGAACAAGUGUAAGCAGUUAAGAGUUAAUGCAGAAUAUGUAGUGUUCUGUUGUGGAUAUGCAGUCAUUUAUCUGUGAAGGGAGAAAUGGCACACUGUGAUGUACUAGUACUGCAUGGAACACAGACAAAUAUAGAGAUGUUGUUGUCAAAGAUGACGAUGCAAGCAUUAUUACAUAAUAUCUCUUACCUGCACUGUAUUGCAUACAACUAUUUUAACCAAAAAAUGAAAAAUUGUUGACAUUGUACAGAUUAACAUAAUGUACCUGUGUGUAUGCAGUGAUGUCUUUAUCUUCUGCACAAUAUAUAUGUUGGUCAUGAAGAGUCUAAUAAUGUACUUACUGUACUAGAAAUUUAAGUAUAUUAACCCAUAGCAUUUUUGGAAGCAUUCCAACAGCUCAAGUUUCCCAAAUGAUAUUUAAUGCAAUGAUUAUACUCUAUGGAAUUGUACAAUUAUUUCUGUGUAUAGAAGUAAAAAUUAAGUGGAUGCAAUGGUUCUACAGCAACUGGAAAGCAGUAUUGUACUUGAUGCAGGAUUUAUUUUGUUAUUUCUAAGUACAAGGCAACAGACAGCCUGAAUAAUCUGAUUGAAGCCAGUUUAUUGAAUUUUCAUUGCUGGUUUGUUUUCUGUGUUUUGUUCACCUCUCAGUGCUAACAAGGUUGCCAGUCAUCAUAUCUAAUGAGGCAUUUUAGCCCAAAUCAUUUCCCAGCUGGGACAGUUUGGUGACAAUUCGCACAAAGCACAUAAUUUUGUCCACUGGUAACUUUUAAAGUCAAAUGUCAUUCUUGCUUGUAUCAUCGAACAGCAUUUGAUUAGACAAUUGUCAGAUUGUGAUAUUUCUUCAAACAAGUUGUUGGCAUCCAUGUUACAUUCUCUGGUACAGUGAUUUGCUAGGUAAAACUUUCAUAUCAAGCUGGACUUGAAUGACUUAUUUAAUACUAAUUAGAAAGUUUUUUAAUUAAGAUUAAUUUAUUUGAAAUAUUUUACUAAUUCUAGAAGUGAAAAAAAAACACCAGACAUUGUCAGGAUAAAUAACUUAAAUGAUGCCACAGCAUUGUGCAUUUAUGCACUUUAAAUGUUUAUUAAGUAAUUGUUCUCAGUAUUCUUCUCUGUCUCUAGCUUAUCAAUAUAUGUUAAGAAUUAGAAUAAGUGUUUUGUUUUAUCAUGCGUACCCAUAAUUAAAAGUCUAACUUGAUAGCAGAUGGGUGAAGUAAUAGACUUUAUUAUGAUGCACUUUGAAUUAUCCAGUAUCUUAUAUUGCAACUAGAAUAGACAAUGAUUUGAAUGAAAAGCUGCAGAUAUGAUUCUUGGUACCUGAGCUUUAAGCAAAUGAAUUUUAUGACUGUUGUAUAUAUAUAUAAAGCAAACUCCUCAAGGAAAAAUGUCUGCUUACUUUUUGAGUGUGGUGGUAUUUCUUUAAAUGGCAUGUAGCAUCUUUUUUCAUUCUUUUGAACAAGUUUUGUGAUUGGAAAGAUUGCACAGUUCAUUUAGUUAAUUUUCUUCAGUUACUUUCCUGUUAGGUGAAGGUUAAUUUACUGGAGAUUGGCUCUCCUGUUAUCUAUAGAAGUGAUGUAAACAAUGCAGUAAGCCAGAGUACUGUAACAUGGAGCAAGUUUUCUUAGGGUUACUUUGAGAACAUUGAGGUAUAUAUCAGUAGAUAUAUAAAGCAGUAGAUAGUUGACAUGUUUAAAAUUCUUUUCCCCUUUAUGAUUUAUUCUAGUCAGUAUAUCAGUGACUUUGCUUCAUUUUAAGCUUCAUGAUAACUCAUUUAAUUGCAAAUAAAAGCUAGCAGGGCACUGACUGUUCCCACCUGUGAAGCACAUGCUUAAACAGAUGCAACCUUCUUGUAUCUUGUGCUGCUUUUGUAAUAGUA
Messenger RNA from Lingula anatina, 6028 nucleotides. Its product is annotated as diacylglycerol kinase zeta. NCBI's taxonomy places the organism in Eukaryota, Metazoa, Brachiopoda, Lingulata, Lingulida, Lingulidae. Gene Ontology annotation, biological process: phospholipase C-activating G protein-coupled receptor signaling pathway. Gene Ontology annotation, molecular function: ATP-dependent diacylglycerol kinase activity; protein binding. Gene Ontology annotation, cellular component: plasma membrane. The record is from RefSeq and is a predicted model, not a curated record.